This is a messenger RNA of Gossypium raimondii (Peruvian cotton), 3004 nucleotides long. Its product is annotated as protein transport protein SEC23. The transcript has 12 exons. Gene Ontology annotation, cellular component: endoplasmic reticulum exit site; COPII vesicle coat. Gene Ontology annotation, molecular function: GTPase activator activity; zinc ion binding. The record is from RefSeq and is a predicted model, not a curated record. The coding region runs from base 229 to 2547 and encodes 772 amino acids. NCBI's taxonomy places the organism in Eukaryota, Viridiplantae, Streptophyta, Magnoliopsida, Malvales, Malvaceae. Gene Ontology annotation, biological process: COPII-coated vesicle cargo loading; endoplasmic reticulum to Golgi vesicle-mediated transport; COPII-coated vesicle budding.
UCUCUUUCAAUAAAACCCAAUUUUCUUUUCACUUUGGCUCUCUCGGUGACCCCUUUCUCUUAAAUUUCUCUUGGGGUCGCCCAAAAUCAUAAAAAAAAGUAAAAAAUUUCUUAAAAAUUUCAACUUUUUCAUUCAAUUCCUAAAUUACUAAUCAAAUUUAAUCCGAAAAAACUAAAAAAAAAGUAAGUUUCUUUUUGUUUUUUUUUUGUUCAAAGAACUUUUUCAACCAUGUCGGAGAUGGCGAACACUGAUCCCGAAGGGAUUGACGCCGUACGGAUGACGUGGAAUGUUUGGCCACGUACUAAAGUGGAAGCGAGCGCCUGUGUUAUUCCGUUAGCCGUUUCCAUUGCUCCGAUCCGGUCACACCCGGACAUCCCGACGCUCCCUUACUCGCCUUUACGGUGCAAGUCCUGUUCUUCCGCGCUCAAUGCUUUCGCGCGCGUUGAUUUCACCGCCAAGAUUUGGAUCUGUCCGUUCUGUUACCAGCGCAACCAUUUCCCCCCGCAUUAUGCGAUGAUCUCCGAUACGAACCUGCCUUGUGAACUCUACCCGCAAUAUACCACGGUGCAAUACUCGCUUCAAGCGAAUCCCGAUCCAAACAACCCUUCCAAUGUGCCUCAAUUGCCGCCGGUGUUUGUGUUCGUGUUGGACACGUGUAUGAUCGAGGAAGAGCUUGGUUUCGUUAAAUCGGCGAUGAAACAGGCUCUUGGGUUGUUGCCGGAACACGCGCUUGUUGGGUUCGUUUCGUUUGGGACUCAAGCGCAUGCUCAUGAAUUGGGGUUCUCGGAUAUAUCAAAGGUCUAUGUUUUCAGGGGUGAUAAGGAGAUUUCUAAGGAACAAGUGUUGGAGCAGUUGGGCCUUGGUUCUGCCGGGCGGCGGCCGACCGCUGGAUAUCCGAAAGGCCUGCAAAAUGGGCACUCAAAUACCGGCGUUAACCGGUUUCUUUUGCCUGCUUCCGAUUGCGAGUACACCCUCAAUUCGUUGUUGGAUGAGUUGCAAACGGAUCAGUGGCCUGUACAACCGGGCAAUAGGGCGUCGAGGUGCACCGGAGUGGCCUUAAGUGUUGCAACAGGAUUGCUUGGAGCCUGCAUGCCUGGAACUGGUGCUAGGAUUAUUGCUUUGGUUGGUGGUCCAUGUACUGAAGGGCCGGGGACGAUUGUUUCGAAGGACUUGUCAGAACCUGUACGUUCACAUAAAGAUCUUGAUAAGGAUGCUGCACCAUAUUUUAAGAAAGCAGUCAGAUUUUAUGAUAGUCUUGCAAAACAGUUAGUCAGCCAGGGUCAUGUACUAGACCUUUUUGCAUCUGCACUUGAUCAGGUUGGGGUUGCCGAAAUGAAAGUUGCAGUUGAAAGAACUGGUGGCCUUGUUGUUCUAGCUGAAAGUUUUGGUCAUUCUGUAUUUAAAGGUUCUUUCAGGCGUAUGUUCAAGGACGGAGAACAAUCUCUUGGCCUAUGUUUUAAUGGCCUGCUUGAGAUCAACUGUUCAAAAGACAUCAAAAUUCAAGGGGUCAUUGGACCUUGCACUUCUUUGGAGAAGAAAGGACCUAACGUCUCUGACACAGUCAUUGGUGAGGGGAACACUUCAGCAUGGAAAAUGUGUGGCCUUGACAAGAGUACAUGCUUGACAGUUUUAUUUGAUGUUUCAUCAACUGAGCGAUCAAAUGCCCCAGGAACGGCGAAUUCACAGCUUUAUUUGCAGUUUCUUACAAGUUAUCAAGACCCUGAAGGUAAAAGAAUGCUUCGAGUUACUACUUUGACAAGACAAUGGGUAGACAGUGCUGUUAGUUCAGAGGAAUUAGUACAUGGUUUUGAUCAAGAGGCUGCUGCUGUUGUAAUGGCAAGAGUAACUUCUCUAAAAAUGGAGAUGGAGGAUGGGUUUGAUGCUACACGGUGGUUGGAUCGGAAUCUCAUUCGAGUUUGUUCCAAAUUUGGAGAGUAUCGGAAGGAUGAUGCAUCAUCUUUUACAUUAAACCCUUGCUUUUCUUUGUUCCCUCAAUUUAUGUUUAAUCUACGACGGUCACAAUUUGUUCAGGUUUUUAACAACAGUCCGGAUGAAACUGCCUACUUUCGAAUGUUACUAAACAGAGAAAACAUUACAAAUGCAGCUGUUAUGAUUCAACCAUCAUUAAUAUCGUAUUCAUUCAACUCGCUGCCUCAACCAGCAUUAUUGGAUGUGGCUUCCAUUUCAGCUGAUCGUAUUCUCUUGCUAGAUGCAUAUUUCAGUAUUGUUAUAUUCCAUGGUAUGACAAUAGCACAGUGGCGCAACAUGGGUUACCAGAGUCAGCCUGAACAUCAGGCAUUUUCACAGCUUUUGCAAGCACCUCAUGUUGAUGCCCAAAUGAUUCUUCAGGAGCGCUUCCCUGUCCCUAGAUUGGUUGUAUGUGAUCAACAUGGAUCCCAGGCAAGAUUUUUGUUAGCAAAAUUGAACCCAUCAGCAACAUACAAUAAUUCCAUCGACAUGGCUGCUGGAUCAGAUGUAAUAUUUACAGACGAUGUAAGCCUACAAAUCUUCUUCGAGCAUCUCCAGAAGUUGGCCGUGCAAUCUUGAUUGUAUAAAACAGUUGAACGACGUAAAUUUUUGGUAUGUGAAAUUCUGUCAGUGUGGGUUCUCCUCAGUUUUACGUAUGAGAGGUCCGGUACCUUCACAGUAGUUCAUCGGACAGGCGCGGUUAAGGCAACAAUGAGGUCAUAGAGAGUUUGAGAAUAUUAGUUGAAGGAACCCGUCAUCGGGGACCGGUUAGGAACAUACUCGACAGAAUUUCGAUUUUGUUAUUGGUUUUGUAUACAAUCAGAUCAAGUGAGGUGGCAGUCUAUGUGUUGUAUAUAUGGAAUUUUCAGGUCAUGAAUACAUACCUCAAAACUAGGGGUUGAGAGACUUGUAUAGAUGGGGAAGUUAAAUGAAGAUGGGGUUAUUUUUGUUUUGUUUUUAUUUAUGUCUUGAGUUAAAAGUUCAAAACUUUAAAGCAUCCAAAGUUAAAUAUGAAUUUUAUGGUUGGUUUUUUUUA